AUGGCACUGUCAGAGAAAAUUCAACCAGUUGCUAAUAAUGAUACUCCAGAAUUACUAGAGGAAUCUUAUACAGAUGUUGAGGGAGAUGUUGAAAGAAAAUCUAGAUAUAUCAGUACUUUACACAAAGAAUACAUCCAAUGUGAUUUAUGUCAAGCUGAAUUUCUGACACCUGAUUCUUUAGAUGCUCACAGCAAAGACUGCAUCAAAAAUAAGAUUGGAGCAAUAUUUGACCAAGCACUUGUUAAUAAUGAUCAGUUUUUGUGUAAAUUUUGUGGUGAAGGAUUUGAACAAGUAGUUGACUUGACAAGACAUUGUGAGAUUCACAAUGAGCUCAGACUGAAGCAAGAACCUAAUUUGUUAGGUUUACUUGAUAAAGGAUCUAGUUUG
Messenger RNA from Lottia gigantea (owl limpet), 387 nucleotides. RefSeq lists its product as hypothetical. The record is from RefSeq and is a predicted model, not a curated record. The annotation marks the transcript as partial. The transcript has a single exon. Lineage: Eukaryota; Metazoa; Mollusca; Gastropoda; Lottiidae.